Kockovaella imperatae is the source of this 1005-nucleotide messenger RNA. Its product is annotated as glycoside hydrolase superfamily. Lineage: Eukaryota; Fungi; Basidiomycota; Tremellomycetes; Tremellales; Cuniculitremaceae. The record is from RefSeq and is a predicted model, not a curated record. Gene Ontology annotation, cellular component: extracellular region. The transcript is spliced from 3 exons. Gene Ontology annotation, biological process: chitin catabolic process; carbohydrate metabolic process. Gene Ontology annotation, molecular function: chitinase activity; chitin binding. Bases 1 to 1005 code for a protein of 334 amino acids.
AUGAAAACUUGGACAUCUUUCGAGUAUGCGACGUCCGGAGAAUUCAAUGCAAACACCAUUGCGACGUUGCGUCAGAGAUCCAACGCGAAAAUUAGCGCUUCUUUCGGAGGGUGGAAUCUCGAUCUUCCCUUUCGUCCAGGUGCGCAGCCGGAGAAUCGAGCGGCAUUCGCAGCCAAGAUCUCUGGAUUCGUAGAGCAGUUUCAGCUGGAUGGCGCGGACAUCGAUUGGGAAUUUCCCGUCGACGGUGGCCAGACGUAUCAUUUAGAUGCAGACAAUCCCCACUCAAGGCGAACGAAUCCAGACGAUGCCACAAAUUUUGUUGCUCUGAUGGAAGAGCUUCGGCGCGUUCUGCCAGAGACCAAGACCUUAUCGAUUGCCGUCCCCGCUCGUCACGUUGACAUGGUGGCAUAUAAUUAUCCAGACAUCGUCUCAGGACUGGACGCGACUGUGGAUUACUGGAAACUAAUGACCUACGACUUCAUGAAUAGGAGGGACAAUGUGUCAACAUAUCAUGCGGGUCUUCCCGUUGUCGAUGACAGCUUCGACAUUUACUCGACGCAAAAACACAUCGAUCCAAAGAAGAUCGUCGUCGGAUUUCCGAUGUAUGCCAAAUGGUUCUACGCAUCAAGCACUUGUAUGACGAGCCCUCCCCUCAAUUGCAACAUGGGUAUGGAGUACGAGUUCCCCAACGGCACGGAUACCGGGUACUCUGGAACAGCGGUAUGGAAUACGGGUCUCAACACAAAUUUCUCUCCGCACACGGAACUCAACACUGCUGUCGGACAGUCUUUUGCUCGGCUUAAAGAUUACGACAAUGAUGCAGGCGCCUCGGCAUGGUUUGACGCUGAAGAGAGCCUGUUUUGGACAUGGGUCAGCUCUGCCGACAUCACCAAGACUUGUGAGGCUUAUAGGGACAAGGUGCGCGGAAUGGGCGUAUGGAGCUUGAAUCAGGAUUCUGCCACUUUCCCUCAUUUGUCUGCGAUUGCAGAUUGCCUCAAGGGCUAA